CCGAAGAUCGUGACAAUGGCGGAAAACAUGGACGACGACGAGGGAACGAGCGUCGAGGUGUUCGUCUACGAUCUCUCAAGGGGCAUGGCUGCAGUUAUGUCACACAUGCUCAUAGGUCGACAAUUGGAGGGAAUAUGGCACACGGCGAUCGUCGCCUACGGGCGGGAGUAUUUCUUCGGCCCCCAGGGAAUACAGAGCGUCAGACCGGGGGGCACCGAGCUACAGGAGCCACUGAGGAUCGAGAAGAUCGGCCAGACGUACCUGCCCUACUCCGUGUUCUGGGAGUACAUCAACGGACUGGGCACCACCAAAUUCGCGCCCGGCACGUACAAUCUGCUCCGGCACAACUGCAACAACUUCACCGACGAGGUCAGUAGUUUCCUCGUGGGCACCGGCAUACCCAAGUACAUAUUGGACCUGCCCGAGGAGAUCAUACAGACGCCCGUCGGGCAAGCCCUCCUUCCAUUAAUAGAAAACUUGAGCAAGGGUGCCACCGCCGGCUUCAACUCCGGCCAGAGAUUCGUCGAGGCGAGAAUAAGCAGGGAAGAGUCGCCGACUUUUCAUGUUGUCCCUUGCAGGCUCAACUCGAUCAUCUUGGACGAGAAGCGCAGCGUGUUGAACGCGAAGAUCGCCAAGAGGAAGCAGAGGAAGGUCAAAAAGGAGAAGAAAAAGAAAGACAGGCAGAGCAGGGAGAACGGGAGCGAGAGCAACUCGGGGCUGAGCAACUGCACGGACAUGGCCGAGAACGGCGAAACCGUAGCUACGGAGAAGCCGGUCAAGUCGAAAAAAUCGUCGGGCCAUCAGCAGCAGGCCGACGGCUUCAACGGGGAGGCGGCGUCGGGCUCGGAGCCCCGGAGGGUGGCCUCGCCCGACGAGAUAGCCCGGGAGAUCGACGAGACGGACGAGGAGGAGAGGCGCAGGGCCGAGGAGGCGCGCAAGAGGCGCGAGCCGCCGAUCGUUUUCAAAGACCUGCCCGACGCGGCCGAGGAGCUCCAGCUGCUCAGGGACUUGCUCGGCGGCAAACUGACCGAGGACGAGGAGAAGAGCAUCGACGAGCUCUACGAGUACCUGCUCAAGGACGAGGGCUCCUGGGCCCUGGGCGACAACUUUCUCACUUUUGUUGGAAGGAUCUUUCGGGAUGGGGAUCUCGAUGCGAAAGCUCGGAUCUGCUUGGCCAACAUAUUGUGCAUCGCUGCGCUGAAAGACGACGUUAUCCUGCUGCUGCACCAGGACAGGAGGGAGCACUCUAUCAUGAACUUUGCGUACGACAUCGACCGGCAUCCCAUCGAGGAGCAGCUACCGCUGGCUCAGUUUAUCGCCAACCUGUUUGAGAAUCUCUCGAGCUCGGAGUGGCUGAUGUACAUAUCCGAGUGGCAGCACCAGAACCAGAGCAUCAGCAAUAUCCGGGUGACGACGAAGGUGGCCGUGCACGCGCUGCUCUCGGACUCGGAGGAGCUGCAAGCUCGGGGCGCUGCCAUCAUCCACAACCUGUGUACCAAGGAGGUAAAGACUGUGGUAUUCGACGACGUGGCCGUGGAACUGACGAUGGCCCUGCUCCAGUUCUUCAAUGGCAAUCCCGAGGAGAAGCACCUGUACGCUUGCAUGAAGUCGCUCGAGCGUCUCACCGAGAUCAGCCGCCAGGAGGUGCCGCAGCUCAUACACAUGAUCGGGCCCGAGCCGUCGAAAUUCAAAGGCAAGUCCGACCGGAUCGACGGUCUCAUCGACGACAUCGGCAAGAGGCUCAACGUGCACUAGGAGCCAGAGGGACAUACACACCCUUGGUCCCGAGUCUCCCUCAUCUGUAAUACGUAGACGAUAGUUAUACGUUAGGCUGUACAUCUUAUCUCUUCGUUAUGCCAAAGACCGGCUCUCUUUGGUUUUUUUUCUGUCUCUAUGACAUUUUUUUUUUUUUUUUUUUUCCAUCACUCAUGAGGUGUGCUCGUGCGAGCUGUGAAACUGCGUUUCAUUUUCCAACACCCCCCUCCCCCCAACACAUUUAAUUUCGAUAAAAGUAAGCACAAUUUUCUUUUUCGCCACAGCUCAAGUUUUUAUACGUUAAAAAAAAAAAAAAAAAAACUCGCACGAUGCUGUUUUUAUAUCAUGAUUGUAUUUCUCAUUGCGUUGGCGUACUAUUUUUAUCGUUUCACGAAUCUAGAUGAUAUAUUAUAAUUUACUGGCUCACAAACAGGUGUAAUAACAUAGGGUAUAGUUAUAUUAUUAUUAAUUGUUACGUGUAAUUGUUGAUAAUUUAUUGUGUAAUUUUAUCAUUGACCAUUGAAACAUUAAAAUUUUAUACUAAUUUCCAUCCGAUUUUUCUCCUCACAAUUUUAAUUUCGAGACUCACGUGGGACAAACAGUACUUGGCUGGUCUCAGUCAAUCUGACGUGUACCAGUUGAAACGUGUACGUUGCAAGAACAGAAGAUAAUAGAAUUUUUGAGCGUGUCGACUUUGAGAGACGCUCGCGAGUGAAAACGAGUAAAGUCUAGGGAAAUAAAGAAAAAACAUGUAAUCCCUUCACACUCUGGCAUUGAAACUUUAUCUAACAGUAGAAGUUUGCAUUUUCCAAGGCGUCAACGAUAGUAAAUCAUAGUUUAAUUAAUCAUAUCGCAUAUCAGCCGUAGCCGUGCUAACUAUACCUUAUCGAUAAUUUGCAGACAUGAUCAAGAUACACGUGCAUUACUAUAAAUAUAUGUGUUGUCAAAUAAAAGUCGAGACUUGAACGAAAUUUUUUACGAAAGCACACGCGUAUUGCUUCUUUUUGUCAAUAAUUUUUUGGAAUACGAUGGAAAAUGAUACCACGGGAGUAAUAGAUGGUAUAUUGGUCGAGAAAAAAUUAUUUGCAAAUGGACUUUUUUUUUGUUUAUUUUAUAUGUUGUCAUGUAGCUGUUACAAAUAUAUAAUUUAUGUAACUUGAAGAAGACAAUUGAUAAAAAAAAAAAAUAAAAUGUAAUAGUCAUUCAGCAGUUUUUACUCGUUCGAUUGGUGCGGCAAAUAAUAUUUCGCGAUUAUAAUAAAAGCAAAGUGUAAAAUAACAAUAGCUGUACGUAAAAUAUGUUUGCAUUGUGUAAAAAUGUAUUAUAUAUAUAUACCACUUAAGGGGAAUAAAUUGUUCGAGAGGCGAGAGCUUUUGUGACGCACUUGAAUCGUUACUACAUACAUAUUAAAAAUAUACAUGAUUAUUUAAAUAAAGAGAGAACUUUUUAAAUAA
Messenger RNA from Copidosoma floridanum, 3209 nucleotides. RefSeq lists its product as uncharacterized. The record is from RefSeq and is a predicted model, not a curated record. NCBI's taxonomy places the organism in Eukaryota, Metazoa, Arthropoda, Insecta, Hymenoptera, Encyrtidae. Gene Ontology annotation, biological process: protein modification by small protein removal. Gene Ontology annotation, molecular function: peptidase activity.